AAGGCGCGGCAAGAAGGACAACCUCAGCGGUUACUUCCUGGCGUCCAGAAGCAUGCACUGGCUCCCGGUGGGUGCCUCCCUGUUCGCCAGCAACAUCGGUAGCGGCCACUUCAUCGGACUGGCCGGCACCGGCGCCGCGUCCGGCAUCGCCGUGGCCGGCUUCGAACUGAACGCCGUGUUCGUGCUCAUCAUUCUCGGCUGGGUGUUCGUGCCUGUGUACACCUCCGCGGGCGUGUACACCAUGCCCGAGUACCUGCGGCUGCGCUUUGGCGGCCAGCGGAUACGGGUGUACCUGUCUGUGCUCGCCAUUCUCCUCUACAUCUUCACAAAAGUAUCAGCGGACCUGUACGCCGGGGCGCUGUUCAUCCAGCGGGCGAUGCAGUGGCAGGGCGACCUCGGCCUGUACCUGGCCAUCAUCGUGCUGCUGGUGAUCGCCGCCGUGUUCACCAUCUUCGGCGGCCUGACGGCCGUCAUCUGGACCGACUUCGUGCAGACCGUGCUGAUGAUCGCCGGCUCACUCAUCCUCUGCGUGCUCUCGUUUGUGGCGGUUGGUGGGUACGGUCCGCUGAUCGAGCAAUACUUCCUGAAGGAACCGAGUCCGAACGUCACCGUGUACGACAGCAACAACAGGUCGUGCGCCGCGCCACGGGAGGACGCCAUGCAUCUGUUCAGAUCGGCUGCUCCGGGAGACUCGGACCUGCCCUGGACAGGCAUGACGUUCGGCCUCACGAUAUCGGCCGUCUGGUACUGGUGUUCAGAUCAGGUGAUCGUGCAGCGCACCCUGGCCGCCAAGAACCUGACCCACGCCAAGGGUGGCGUGCUGCUGGCCGGCGCGCUCAAGUUCCUGCCGCUCUACCUGCUCGUGCUCCCUGGCAUGGCGGCGCGCGUGCUGUACACGGACACGGUGGCCUGCUCGGACCCGGAGGCGUGCCGUAGCAUCUGCGGCUCCGAGUCCGGGUGCUCCAACCUGGCUUACAUCGAGCUGGUUCUUAACCUGCUGCCGCCCGGCGUCUCAGGUCUGAUGCUAGCGGUGAUGCUGGCCGCACUGAUGUCCUCCCUCACCUCCAUCUUCAACUCGGCCUCCACUCUCUUCACCAUCGACGUAUAUACCCGGAUCAGGGGCGGCGCAUCAGAGCUGGAGCAGGUCAUCGCCGGCAGGGUGUUCGUGCUCUUCAUGGUGGGCGUGUCGAUCGUGUGGAUCCCGAUCAUCAACUCAUCGGCUUCCAGCCAGCUGUUCGUCUACAUCCAGAGCAUCACCUCCUACCUGGCCCCGCCCAUCUGCGCCAUCUACGUCCUCGCUGUGUUCUGGCCACGCGCCAACGAGCAGGGCGCCUUUUGGGGCAUCAUGCUGGGCCUGGUCCUCGGUAUGGUGCGAUUUGGAAUCGAAUUCUCCUACACGGUACCGCCGUGUGGCUCAG
Messenger RNA from Pollicipes pollicipes, 1418 nucleotides. RefSeq names its product sodium/glucose cotransporter 4-like. Gene Ontology annotation, molecular function: D-glucose:sodium symporter activity. The annotation marks the transcript as partial. The record is from RefSeq and is a predicted model, not a curated record. The transcript is spliced from 10 exons. Gene Ontology annotation, biological process: transmembrane transport. Lineage: Eukaryota; Metazoa; Arthropoda; Thecostraca; Pollicipedomorpha; Pollicipedidae. Gene Ontology annotation, cellular component: plasma membrane.